Messenger RNA from Alligator mississippiensis (American alligator), 4148 nucleotides. RefSeq names its product spermatogenesis associated 33 (gene SPATA33). The transcript has 4 exons. Bases 1459 to 1959 code for a protein of 166 amino acids. Lineage: Eukaryota; Metazoa; Chordata; Crocodylia; Alligatoridae. The record is from RefSeq and is a predicted model, not a curated record. Gene Ontology annotation, cellular component: cytoplasm; nucleus.
AGGGGCGGAGCCCGGGCUCUCAGGAAGGGCGGUCACGUGACCGCAGGGCUGGGCUGGCACGUGCUGGGCGCGAAGGCUCCUGCUGCUGCCGCCGGGGCGGGGCUCCUGGGUCCCUCUGCCCCCCCGUGGGGCCGUGCCUCUGUUUCCCCCUCUGCACUAGGGGGGCUCACGUUUCCAGGUGCUGCUCUGUGCCCCGUAGCAGCGGGGACGGCUGUGGGCCGGGGGGCAGCACUGUACCCUGACUCCUGGCAGCCCCGGGUGAACUUUCAGUAUCGGGCCUCCCUUCACCAGCAAUAAUUGUAAUAAUAAUCAUUGUUUUCACCAUUUCCGGGCAGUCUCCCAAUUCGCCCACGUGCGUGUCCAGCCCUGGGCGGGGGCGUCUUCCACCUGUGCAGCUGGCUGCUGCAAUAGCCCCUGUCCUGCCACCCCGGCCUCUCCCGCACUCACCUCAUAAUGCGGCGGUCCCUCUGGCACAGCCUCAGCUCGCUGCCUCCCUGCUGCUGCUGAUGCUGUUGGGUGUGUCACAAAAGACCCUUGGUGGUGCGAGCAGGGGAGCUGCAGAGCCCCAGGCCUGGGCCAGAGCCGGGGGGCUCAUCUAUGGGGCAGUGGCAGAGCAGAGGCGGCCACAUGAGAGGUAAAGAGCUCGUGUUGCUGGGGGCAGGCGCUGUUCCUAAGGCGAGAGGAGGAAGGAUGGGGGUUGCAGGCCGGGGGGCUGGAGCACCUGGAGUCUGUUCUGCUCCGGGAGGGAGCAGGAUCCGCUGGAGAGAGACGUGCACGUGCACGUGCACGACUCCUUGGUUCUCGUCCCAGCUCUGACGAGAAGGGCUGCAAACAAACUUGGGUUGUCUUUUAAAGGAGAAAAAUGUAGGAAACCCUGGCUUUUUUUCCCUUGCAGCUUGCAAGGGGCUGCUUGGGGCUUCACACCCCCACACACCCCCACUCCCUGCCACGCACGCUGGGGGCAGCGGGGCGGGAGAACCAACUCGUACAGUACUUGACCUCAAGGGAGACCACGUCACCCCAUUCCUCCCGGAUUAAAAGGCUACCGUAUGCCCCGGUACAAAAAAGGGUGAGAACCCUUUUUGUACCAGGACUACGUUUUUCUCCUUUUAAAGAGAAUCCAUGUUUAAAAUUUGUUCCCAACCCUUUCGUAUAUUCUUGCAACCUGUUGUGACCCACGGGUUGAGAAAUGCUGCUGUAGAGGCAUAAAGUAACACGACAGAUCAGAGGGGAAGCUUGGCUGUGCCUUGUCUGAUCCCAUAAACCUCCUGCACAGAUAAUGUAGAGAGCCCCUGGUACCCACAGUGAGACUCUGAGAAGAAACAGUGGUGUCUAGAUCCUUCCUCCGCAGUCUGCCUUUCAUGUGUCCCUGGCUGAUACCUACCACAAACAUCAUCAGCUGACGGGAGCCGGAGCCAGGAGCUCAGAGAAGCCAAUUGGCAGGAGCACAGCCAGCACAUGCAAAGCCCUUCAAAAGCCCACGGCUAUCUUGUUCAAGCAGCUGCAAGUACAUCAGCAAAGCAGCAGUGGCAGGAGACUUGGGGGUGUGCAGAGACUCCUCAGGGAGAAGCUGAUGCCCAGCAGCCCACUGUCAGCCAAACCUGGGAGCAGAGAAAGGUGGAUCUCCAGAAGCACAGCCAGCACAUCCAAACAUCACCACAGGCCCACACGAACCAUGUCCAAGCCCCCAGUGGUAAAUCAGCCAAGAAGCAGCAGCAGAAGAGCUCAGGGGCGGCAGACAGGCCUCGAAAGAAAGUGGAGAAACUAGCCAAGAAGAAAAGGUAUAUUAUACCGAAAAUCAUUGUCACCGGGCCCUUGGAUGAGGAGGAGAGCUACACUGAUGUGGAUGACCUCCCAGAGUCCAAAACCAUCAGAGAUACAGAGUACUAUGGUCCAUAUAAUGUACAUACAAAACCCAGCACCAUAGAGGCUUACCAAGUCAAGAGAGAAAUGCCGUGAGUUCUGAUUCUGGAGCGUCCUGUUGUUCUCUCCUCCUGACAACACAAAGACACAAGGAUGCAACAAAUGCCGUUAGUUGAGCUCCUCAACUAAUAAACAGGGGUCUGUAACAACAACUUCGUUCAUGGUCUCACUUUCCCUAGCUCCCUGCGACAUCUGGAGGAGGAAGAGGAGAAUGGGAAUGGAGAAGCUUGCUAAAAAAAUAAAUGUAUUUAGUCAUCCGUUUCAGAUUCCAAGUCAAUAAAAGACUAGACGUGCGAGCGGACGCAUGACAGCGAUCGUGGUAUCCCAAAGGUUCCCGUAUCCAGCACUUCAAAAGCAGAAGUGCCUGUGUAAAGGACCUCGAGGGGUCUUUCGUGUCUCUUCAGAGCAGCCUUUCAGGGGGUGGCACACUGCAUCCUGCUCUCAGUUCAGUUUACCUACGAGACCACACCAGGGUGAAAGGCUGAAAUGGUCUCACUUAGGUUUCAACCUAUGGUUUUGGGGACCCUCAAGUUUUCAGACGACAGAUGAGCCAGCUCCUCCUUCCCUGGCGUUCCCGGGCUGGGAGCCUGUGUUACACCUGCGACAACCGAUGGCGUUUUAUCAGCCGUGUUAGGAGCCGGUCACAGAACAAGAGGAGCAGGCAAAAUAUGCCUGGCUGUUCCCCACGUAACAAAAGAGCCAGAAUCUCUGAACCUGAAUCAAGUGUGAGAUCAAUAGGAGAAUCUUUCAUGGGGAACGCUGCAUGUGUAAAAAUCAGAUGAGCUGCUUCUGUUAUGUAAAAUGUCACUCCUUGUCGGUUUAAGAAGCUAUUUGCCAAAGAAGCACUAGCACUGAAAGAGGGUUUUCCAGCAAAAGUGGUUUGAUAAACUCCUCUUUCCGCACCAGGAUUUGUUAAGCCCUGUUCAGACUUCCCCGUGUCUGGCAAUCGGCUUAGUCAAGCCAGGCAAUUACACGGGAGAAAUGCAGAUGCACAAAAUCUGCUUACACACCUCCAGCAAGCUGAUGACGGGGACAGAGCUAACCAUCAUUUGCUGGUUUGUCAAGGAGAAUAAUUUGUCUUCAGCGAGCAGACCUGUGCAAAUCCAUCCCAGUGGCUUUACUAAUUUUAACUCAGUCCUGCUGGUCAAUCGUUUGCUCGUGAGAUAAAUUCAUGCUUUAUAUAGCAACUUCCAUUCGAGGCUCUCCACAUGGAUUAUGAGCGUGAUCUGAAGACUCGCAGUGCUGCUGGGAGAUGACUUGGUACCAUUAUCCCCAUUUCACAGUGAGGAAACUGAGGCACAGAGUGGGUAAGUGAUGCCCCCUCCAGAUCAGUCAGGAAGUCUGUGGCAGGUCCAGCAAGGGAGCCCUUAUCUCCUCGCCCCCGUAUCAGUGUACGUGCUUCAUGUCUAAAGGCUUUGAACAUCACAUCAAGCUGCCUUGAGGUUUUUUCCAGGCCGUUCUGCUGCGGAGGUUUUGCUCCUCUCGGUGUUUUCAUUUUACUUCCGACGCCGUAAUGGUGACAGUUCUGCCUUGCUAAUUAGCACCAUCCAGAGGCCCGCGCGCGAAAUAAUGCAGCUUUCACCGGGCCUGAGAGACUUGUCACCUGCCAGCUGUCUUUACCUGCAAAAUCCAUCCCGAUCGCCUGGACGAAACACCGAUCCGUUUGCUAAUCCCUCCACACCACUCCCUGGCUUCAGUCCAUUUCAGCGAUGCCGAAACGCCUGUCGUCGUCCCGCUCCCCAGCGGGGAGCUGUCAGACACCGCCAGCUGCGAUGGGUCCAGCCGCUAGACGGGACCCCCCAUUAACGAGUCCAUUAACGGGUCCGGCUGGUUUCGCUGCACUGCUUAUUACUCACACCGCAAACUUUGCUGAACAAAACCCCGGGGAGCGGCAACCAGUCGAUGCCACGGUACGGAUGACACGGCCGUGUUGUGGGGUAUCUGUGCCGUAUAGGGUGGCCGUCGUAGAGGACAGUGGUCGUCACACGGCAGCGGAGAGCGGAUGCCGGAAAGCACAGGGAAUUCGGUCUGAUUUGGGGGUUUCACCCCCAUUAUUCCUCUCCCAGCCUCCAGCAUUUACGGUCUCGGGGAAGUUCCCAGCUCAUGCCCGUUUCCUCCAAGGACGCGUCCGAUCCCUCGGUGAAUCUGGCUAAACGCCCGGCUUCCGCCCCGUGGCCACGAGUCCCGUCCUGUAAUGAAACAUAACUUCCUUCGGUUUGUUUUAA